This is a messenger RNA of Penicillium psychrosexuale, 1320 nucleotides long. Its product is annotated as putative toxin biosynthesis protein. The transcript has 4 exons. Bases 1 to 1320 code for a protein of 439 amino acids. The record is from RefSeq and is a predicted model, not a curated record. NCBI's taxonomy places the organism in Eukaryota, Fungi, Ascomycota, Eurotiomycetes, Eurotiales, Aspergillaceae.
AUGUCGUCCCCCUUUCGCAUCAUUGAGCAUGUCGUGCCCACUCAGCACAUCAGGGAGUAUCCUGGCGCCACGGCCAACGACCAGGAAGAGCCCCUAUAUCUGGCCGUGAAACAAUAUAUCCCACUCGACAAUCUCAAUCCACAACCAGGCGACAUUACCAUCCUUGGUGCCCACGCGAAUGGCUUCCCCAAGGAACUAUAUGAACCACUUUGGGAGGAGAUAUACGCCCGAUCUAAGCAGAAUGGGAUGCGCAUUCGCGGUAUCUGGAUGGCCGACGUGGCGCAAGAAGGCCAGAGCAGCGUGAUCAAUGAAGACUCCCUCGGAAAUGACCCUAGUUGGUUUGACCACCCCCGAGACCUCCUCCACCUAAUCAACGUCAAGCGGGCUGAAAUGCCCCGGCCUAUUGUUGGCAUAGGGCAUAGCAUGGGAGGCGCCCAUCUCGCACAACUGUGCCUAAUGCACCCCCGACUCAUCCACACACUAGUCCUCCUAGACCCAGUGAUCCAGCGCCAAACCACUCAACUAGACAGUCUCAGCCUGCAAAUAAACAAGCGCGUGAUCGCCAAAACAACCCAACUAUCAACCCACCGGCGCGAUCUCUGGCCCUCCCGCCAAGCAGCCGCAGAAAGCUUCCGCCGCAGCCCCUUCUACCAAACCUGGGACCCACGAGUGCUAUCCCGCUGGAUCGAGUACGGCCUGCGCGACCUCCCAACAGCCAUCUACCCCAAGACCCCGACAGACAAAACCACCGGGCCCCCAGUAACACUCCGAACUACACUGCACCAAGAAGUGUUCACCUUCUCGCGGCCAAACUACACAAACAUCCCCAACAGCACCAAGCCCGUCAACCGCGUGACACACCCAGACCUAGACGCAACCCACGCGCACAGCUACCCCUUCUACCGACCAGAGCCAGCCCGCAUCUUCACUCAGAUUCCUUUCCUGCGUCCUAGCGUGUUGUACAUCUUCGCCGGCAAGUCGGACAUGUGCGUGCCCGCUAUGCGCGCCGACAAGCUCGCUAACACCGGUACCGGGCUGGGCGGCAGUGGCGGCGUGGCUGCGGGCCGUGUGCGUGAUGUCUUCCUCGAGGAUUUUGGUCAUCUCCUUGCCCAGGAGGCUGUGAAUGAAUGCGCUGAUGCGGCGGUUUGUUGGCUUGCGCCAGAGAUCCGUCGCUGGCAGGCUGAAGAGGAGAGUUUCCGCGGGGCUUGGAGUCGGAAGUCUAAGGUUGAGAAGGUUACUGUUGAUGCGGAGUGGUUGGAGAAUGUUCCUGCGCCAGCGCGUAGGCCGAAGGCGGUACAGAAUGGGGAGUCGAAGCUAUAG